This is a messenger RNA of Mycena citricolor, 975 nucleotides long. The record is from the annotation of a GenBank genome assembly. NCBI's taxonomy places the organism in Eukaryota, Fungi, Basidiomycota, Agaricomycetes, Agaricales, Mycenaceae.
UCGACAUGCUGGUCGGAUGUGAAAAGAUGUGAUCGUGGUGCUUACAUAAGCGAUCUACUCUAUCUACUGUAGUGACUGGUGAGUUGCUCACGGCGUAACCCCUGCUAGCUCGACAAACCCGGAGCUGACGAAAGCCAUGUACACGAAUAUCUGUGUUUGCGGCGUAGAGGCCGGAGGACGCUCGACUCGCGCCUUUCCUCAUCUCCGCAAUGGCCAACCCACGGACCAAAGUCGUGUGAAGGGCCGAAGUCUCCGCCCCCGAGUCUAUUUGCAGUCUGGGAUCAUCGAGCAGGGACCAUCUGUGGUGACAGUAACAGACAGCGAGACGACUCCCUUGGGUCUUUCACACCCUCCACCUCUGUCCGCUCUCUCCGACCGCUGGUGUUCGCCAUGGGCAGCUCGGCCCGGCACGACUACGACCUGAGCCUGCUCGUUGAUGUUGCUCCAAUCUCCAAACCUCAAAUGCAGCGCGGCUACGAUGCGUCCCUCCUUGCACCCAACCGCCGCCUGCGCCCUCCCCACUCUGAGCAGCAGCAACUUGCGGUUGCAUCUCCUGUGAUCAGUCCCGUAUCCGUAUCACCAACCGACGAAAAACUUCGCGUGCUGGCCGAAGAAGGGUCGUUCUGGGGCAGUCCUCGUAGAUGGUGGGCUCGGCCAAUCGUAGCGGUGCUCAUCGUUUUCACCGUCGUCGGCGCGGUCGUUGGAUCUUCCGUCGCGGUGACCGCGGCGCAGCGGCGGCGCCAAGCGCCUGCUCUGACCAGUGCGGCGGUAUCUGCGAGCACAUUGCAUGUGGCACAACCCACCGUUUCUUUCUCGGCGGAGCAAGUGGCCAGCGUAGGACCGGCAUCUAAUGCCCCAACGGCGGGACCCACGCUUGAUGGGGUUGACAGCGUCGAGGCUGGCGCAGCGGCAACCUCAGACUUGUUUACGUCUCCUGCUCAGAUCACGGGCCGAUCCCAUUUCGCCGCUUCGUGA